This is a messenger RNA of Anopheles darlingi, 2052 nucleotides long. RefSeq lists its product as uncharacterized. The coding region runs from base 574 to 2052 and encodes 492 amino acids. The transcript has 5 exons. The record is from RefSeq and is a predicted model, not a curated record. Gene Ontology annotation, cellular component: extracellular matrix. NCBI's taxonomy places the organism in Eukaryota, Metazoa, Arthropoda, Insecta, Diptera, Culicidae.
AUUCUUUGUUAACUUCCUUUGAAUGCACUCUCUAGCAUGAUCAAGUGGGUGGGAGAGCAACCGAUUACCACGCGGAGGAGAAGAAGGGUACUGGGCGCAUAUACUUAUGCGUAGCCCGAUGCCGGCUGGUAUCGGCCCAUACGAGCGGGUGGGGGUGGUGAUCCAAUGCCACCAGACGCGGGUGAACUAUCCCUUCCUUCAGUGCGAACGGCGGCGGCGGCUGCUGCUGCAAUGAUAGAGCGUGUUCGCGCGUUCAAUUUUCGGAGCUUGACAGGAAAUCGGUGUGGCGGGAACACUGCGGCCCAUUGUGGCCAUCGUGGUGGGCACGCGGCUCGCGUGGGUUAUGAGGAACACGGGCCAAUCCGUGGCUAGUCAGUGCCCGCCAAGAGCCCGGCGUAGCUGGACGUUUGUUUCUGAAUUUGCCAUUGUGACUUCCUCUAGUGGUCUAGAUUAGAUUAAAGUGUACCAAUCGCUACAGUUGAUUCAACCGCCCCCCAUCCACCCAUCACUCAUCGUACAAGGUGGUAUGCUUAAAUAAUUCUAACCGACCGUCUGACCGAGUGGGAACCGAAAAUGCAGUCAAGGCGUUCGCCGGUGGGCAAGCUUGCCCGUUCUCUAGUGAUACUGGCAAUCGUUGGCCAGUGCCUUUCGGUGGCCGUGGAAACACCCGAGCCGGCAUCUUUGCUACGACCUCGCGAUGUAAAUCCACACCCGUACCGGAACCCGUACGAAGGCAUUGCCAUCUUCGACCGGAACCUAGCGACCAACAGUGAGAAAUUCUCUCAAAAUCUUCUCAACCAAGGUCCUGUGCAGUUUCCCCGCGUACGAGAUGGGUCUGCAGUGAACGAAUUGGCUUACCCUUACGAGGCGCUCGCACUGAAGGAGCGGCAGCAGAAGAUGGGUCGCUUUGCUGGUGCCGAUAGUCCCAUUGUGAAACCUGCCUACCAAGCGUUGGCGAAGCAUGCGGCCAGACUGCUAGGCAAAGGAUACCAGGUGGAUGACAUCGACUUCUUGAAUGAGGCGGCAACGGAUGUGAAGAAAAACUACGUCUUCUCGUACGCGGUGAAGGACACGGCUUCGGGGGAUGACUUUUCGCACACCCAACAGCAGCAGAUGGAUGGAGCGGUUAAGGGUAGUUACAAGGUGCAGUUGCCAGACGGUCGAAUGCAGAUCGUGAAGUACAUCGCAGACAACAACGGAUAUCGGGCGGAUGUAACGUACGAGAAUGAACCAGUGGCCGCGGUACAACCAGUGCCAGUCGUCAGCCCGUCUACGCCUGCUGCGUAUGGCUACUAUCAGAUGGCAGCUGUUGGCCAGCAACAGCAGCAGCAGCAGCAACAGCAUCAACAGCAGUACAUUAUUAACCAACAACAACGGCAACUGUACUACCCAGCAACGCAGUCACAGAUCCCGGCCCCUUUCUAUCCGGCUCAAUUGAGACCGGGCGAUGUCAAGAUCCACAGUUACAAUACGGCACCACAUGCCGGAUCCGUAAUUGCUUCCACGACGACCCAAGCUACACCGGCUUCGGAGGGUGGUACGUAUCUGGCCACGUUUCCGGCACCGGCCAACCUGGCCUACAUUGCGACACCCUCUUCAUCAUCCCCCAUUACGGGCACUGUACUCACGACUGGUGCACCGCUGCCGGCGUACCGUGACAUCCAUGUGCCGCCACCAGCACCCGUUCAACCCAUCGGAGUGGCCUUCGCUUCGGCUGGUCGACGAACUACAGUUUACACGGGAACAGGACCGCGCAAUACGCUGCCCGCCGGCCCUGUCCGAUUGCAGCAAACGGUUUACCAUCAAGUUCAACCAACGUUCAUAGCUGACGCCGGACAGGGAGGAGUCACGGGUGCUAGCAAUCUGAAUUAUAUUCAGGGAUACGUACAAAUACCGACGAACGAAAAUCGGGUGUACAGACGGAAUACGGAUCGUAGUACGGAGGUGCUUCCGAAUGGGCAUGGCCAGCGAUCACUGGAUCACGAUUUGUCGAAAAAGAGUCAAACGAAACGUCACGAACAGCUCCAGAAAGCGUCGUCGGUAUCGGCGUGA